AUGUCGCCCAUAUAUGAGUCUCCUGCAUUCGGGUACAGUCCGGUCGUGGCUAUGCCCGUGGAACCGGCAUGCAACAAUAUGCAUCAGCCAUCAGCCGUGCCUACUUCUCAGAUGCCAAUGCAACCGCCACUGAUCAUGCCUCAUAGUGGGCUAUGGCCGAGUAUGCUGGCCGCGUCCCCUCAGGAGUCCUACUCGGUUUCAAUUUUGCCCUCUGGACAGCUUCCUACCCAAGGGUGGGCGAGAGUUAUAUCUGAAAAUACACCAACCAGCCCGAAAAUGACAGGGUGCCCGAAAAGGCCAAAGCGUCCCGUGUUAACUGAUGAUGUGCGCAGAGAGAUGUGCAUACUGGCAGAGAAGGAACCGAGCAUGAUUCAUAGUGACAUUGGAGCUAGGUAUAACGUGGAAAGGAGGUAUAGGUUAUCAUCUAACUGCCUCUACGAAUCAUCACUAAUAGGUGGCAGCACGGUGUCAAAAAUCCUAAGACGCCGCGAGAAGUACAUGAACCCCCAGCCUGAGGACGAGCGUGCUAGUCAGGUCAAGAAGUCAAAGGCUGAGUUACGAGAUUUCGAAAGGACUCUUACCAUAUGGGUGAAGGAUCAGAAGAGGAAAGGGAUUUCCAUUACAGAUGAGGAUCUUCGAAAGCAAGCAUCAUGCUUUUCGUUCAGCCCGAGUAACCAAGAAGAGGUGUCCAGUGCCAGUUGGCUCGACAAGUUUAAACGCAAGAGGGGCAUAAAACCUCCUGCGGCGAACGAAGAGAAAACAGUGUUGCCUCCAGCUUCGCCGAUCAACCAAUCGGUCAACUACGCUGCUGUAAAGAUCCAGCGUCCAAAGGAGCUUUUUGAUCAAGAAGAUGCGACGGGCUCGUUCGAGCAAUCCCUCGAUCUCAGCGAGGGCCUCGAAGACCAUGACCAUCCAGCCCAGGCGUCCCUCCUAUCACCAAACUCGGCGGAAAUGACACGUGGGCAAGAAUGUAUGACACUGCCGGAGCCGGAAUAUACUCCUGGAGCAGCCAAUUGGCAGCAACGCCAGACCUUCCCUCACGUUCGACGUUUUGGUAUGGAUUCACGUCUGCCUUCGUCGGGGCAAAAUACUGCUGCCCUCCCAAUUCGUUCACCUUUGAGAGAUUCAGCCGACACGGGAUCUAUCCCAGUUGACCCUCACUUGAUUGUGCAACAACAUGAAAGGGUCCCACGUUACCCAUUCAGACAACGUCCACCGUCGCCAAAACCAGAUAACAAUAUCAUGGCCCUCCAUGGCAUCAAGUCACUCUUGGAGCAGAAUCCCGGGGUUGCAGAGCCAGAUGAUUAUCUGGCUAUUGAAAAAUUGAUGAGGAAAAUCAAGUCCAUUCCCCCGCAUGUCGCUGUCUUAUCUAGUCAAACGCAUUCCAUUGACAUUAUGGCCAGUCCUUGCAUUUCCAAGAAGCGCAGUAUCACCGAUAUCUCGACAUAG
Molecule: messenger RNA, 1449 nt
Organism: Exophiala xenobiotica
Lineage: Eukaryota; Fungi; Ascomycota; Eurotiomycetes; Chaetothyriales; Herpotrichiellaceae
Exons: 2
Coding region: 1-1449 (482 amino acids)
Source: RefSeq, a predicted model, not a curated record